Lolium perenne is the source of this 1473-nucleotide messenger RNA. RefSeq lists its product as uncharacterized. NCBI's taxonomy places the organism in Eukaryota, Viridiplantae, Streptophyta, Magnoliopsida, Poales, Poaceae. The record is from RefSeq and is a predicted model, not a curated record.
AUGGAGCUCGCCAUCGGACUCCAUGGCGUCGAGGAUCACAUCGCAGCCGACUUCGACAAUCACGAGGGUGAUCGCGAGUGGCGCCGCACUCAAUUCGUCGUCAAGCUUUGGAUCUACAACACCUGCACACCGGCGUUCAAGCAGUUGAUCAUGGACACCAAGGCCACCGCCUUCGCCCUCUGGAGCACCGUCGAGACCAUAUUUACCGGUAACGUCCGCUCCCACAAGGUCAAACUGCUUUCCGUUCUUCAUGAUCUGCGCCAGGGUCACAAAUCCAUCGCCGUCUACGCGUCGGAUCUCCAGCGCAUCGCCCACGGCCUGCGCGACAUCGGCAAACCCCUGGAUGAUGAGGACCUUUUCGUCUACUUCUUGCGCGGCCUCGACAACCGUCAUCGCACCGCCCGACAGCUUCUGGAGGAACGCACGACUGCGCCAAUGUUCGCCUCCGCCCAAUCGACGCUCCAUCUCGACGAAGAACGGCUGGGUGGCCCGUGGGCUGCCGAGCCCUCCAGCCCCACCGUCCUCUACUCCAGCGGCUCCCAUGGCGGGCAGGGCAACUACGGGGCUCCCUAUGGCGGUGGUUGCCCGGGCUCGCCCUCCCCUGCCCAGGGCAAGCAGAAGAGCAAGCGCACCGACAAGCAUACCGGCUACACCCCCGUCGCCAACGCCGGCGCGCGUCCGCCCCUGACCGGCGUCAUCCCCGUCUACACGCCGCCUCAAGCAGUCGCUGGACCCGGCGUCCUCGGCCCUCGCCCGUACGCCUUCACCACGUUCGCGCCGGUGCAGUACGGCGCCCCUCAGCAGUUCGCUGCCCCGCCGUCCUUCGGCGCUCCGUCGCCGUAUGCUGCUCCCACGGCCUUCACCAUGUCCGCGCCCUCUCAGUACAUGCAGCAGCCGCCACCGCUACAGCAGCAGCAGCAGACGCCACCACAACACAACACCGUCGAGCAGGCAGGUCUCAUGCAGGCCCUGCACAACCUGUCAAUCAGCGGCUCCAACAACGGCUGGGUUGCAGACUCGGGCGCUACCUCACACAUGGCUGCAGCACAUGGUAAUCUUGCCUCCCUCACUCCCGUCUCUGAUUUUCCUCCCGUCAUUGUUGGCAAUGGAUUACUCUCCGUUCGAAAAUUAACUCGUGAUAAUCUUAUUUCUAUGGAGUUUGACCCCUGGGGUUUAUCUUUGAAGGAUCUGCGAACCAAGGCUCAUCUACUUCGUGCCAACAGUGACGGUGAUCUCUAUCUGCUGCUUCCACCGUCCACGUCGCUGCUCCUCACCACUCAAGCCGCCUCGAAGCUCUGGCAUCGUCGACUUGGGCACCCCGGCGCUUCUAGUCUUUUUCAGAAACUUUUCCCUUGUCUAAUGGGGGUUAUAAGAUGGAUAAUCUCACCAAUGCUCUCUGACACAGCAUACCUGCUAUCCAAAGACCCCACCUAUAAUGUCAAGAUAGCUCUGUCAACCAACGUUGUUUUAUAG